AUGAAGCUAUUACGCGUUAACGCUGUCCUUGGUCGACGCGAAUUCUCCUCUUCAGCAAGAAGACAGAAGAUUAAUAAGAUCUGUGCUUCUGCUCAAGAUGCUAUCAAAGAUAUUAAAGGUAGUACGACGUUGUUGGUGGGAGGGUUUGGUUUUAGUGGUGUGCCGAAUUCUCUGAUAAAUGCGUUGCGAGAUAGACCGGAUCUGAAAGAUUUUACGGUUGUGUCGAAUAAUGCUGGAAUGCCAGGUGUUGGUCUUGGCCAAUUGCUCCAGACGAAGCAGAUCAGUAAGAUGGUGGCAUCUUUUAUUGGCGAGAAUAAGGUGUUUGAAAAGAUGUAUCUUACAGGAGAGUUAUCGUUGGAACUCACGCCGCAAGGUACAAUGGCAGAGAAAUGUGCUGCUGGAGCUGCGGGAGUGCCAGCUUUUUAUACACCUGCUGCGUUUGGUACUAUUGUUCAAACAGGAGAUCUCCCAGUCCGUUACAACCCUGAUGGCACUGUAGCUGUCAUGUCAAAAGCAAAAGAAACUCGCACCUUCAACAACAAAGAAUAUGUCAUGGAAGAAUCAAUAUUCGCCGACUAUGCGUUCGUCAAAGUUCAUAAAGCGGAUCGAAUGGGGAAUUGUCAAUUUCGAAAGGCUCAAAACAAUUUCAACGAAGCAAUGGGUAAAAAUGCUAAAAUUACUCUGGUGGAGAGUGAUCAUAUCGUCGAGGUAGGCGAUAUUGCGCCGGAAGAUAUACAUUUGCAGGGAAUUUAUGUUAGCAAAGUCAUUAAAAGCACAGAAGGGAAGCAGAUUGAAAAGACCACUUUUCGAAGGACACCUGAGGAGCUACAAGCAGCUGUCGGCGGUGGUUCCACCUCCCGCGAACGUAUCAUCAAACGCGCCGCCCGCGAAUUCAAAGAUGGUAUGCACGUGAACCUCGGAAUCGGCAUGCCCCUCGCGGCCCCAGCUUUCGUCGACCCAAAUAUCGAAGUGAUCCUGCAAUCCGAGAACGGCAUCUUGGGAAUGGGACCGUAUCCGUAUCCUGGUGAGGAAGAUCCGGAUCUCAUUAACCCGGGAAAAGAAAGUGUCACACUGAAUACGGGAGCGAGUUUGUUUGGGAGUCAUGAGAGUUUUGGAAUGAUCAGGGCGGGCAGGAUUGAUUUAACUAUGUUGGGGGCGUUGCAGGUUGGGAUGUUUGGUGAUUUGGCGAAUUUCAUGCUCCCCGGUAAAGUCAAGGGAAUUGGUGGAGCAAUGGAUUUAGUUGCCAAUCCUACUAAAACCAAAGUCGUCGUUACUAUGGAUCACGUCGACAAAAAAGGAAAUCCUAAAAUUCUCAAAGAAUGCACAUUCCCUCUCACAGGCCAGAAAUGCGUUUCCAGAAUCAUCACCGAGUUAGCUGUUUUUGAUGUUGAUUUUGAGGAGGGUCUGACUUUGAUUGAGGUUGCGGAGGGGGUUAGUGUUGAGCAGGUUAGGGAGAAGACGGAGGCGCCUUUUAGGGUUGCGGAGGAGUUGAAAACGAUGCUUUGCUAG
This is a messenger RNA of Glarea lozoyensis ATCC 20868, 1509 nucleotides long. RefSeq names its product NagB/RpiA/CoA transferase-like protein. The coding region runs from base 1 to 1509 and encodes 502 amino acids. NCBI's taxonomy places the organism in Eukaryota, Fungi, Ascomycota, Leotiomycetes, Helotiales, Helotiaceae. Gene Ontology annotation, biological process: ketone body catabolic process. Gene Ontology annotation, molecular function: succinyl-CoA:3-oxo-acid CoA-transferase activity. The record is from RefSeq and is a predicted model, not a curated record. The transcript has 7 exons.